AUGCAGUCGACGUCACCAAUCCAUCACAGAUCAUCUCGUUAUGUUCCCCUUCGGACCACUCCACAUGCAUCGGGUAGUCUGUCAACAGAAGAGAUUUUUCUGUUAGCGUCAAUGUGUGCUUUCGCUGCAUUCAACAUCCAUGACGCUGAAAAUUCGAAUUUCUUCGACAUUCUAACCAUAGUGCCCGGUGCUGUUUUUACCUUCAAGUGUAUGGUCAUGAAUGGAGAUCGAAGUUUUGUUGCGAUGUGUCUUGUUACGGGCUAUUGGUUGUUCUUUACACUCGCGAUAUUUAAUGGCUAUAUGUAUGAAAAAGAAGAAAGCUAUCUCAGUAUUCGUCUUAUGCUGCUCGGAGCUCUUGGCGCCAAAGCAUAUCAGAAAGUAUGGAAUAAAAAAUCAAGUAUAGAAAAGGUGGACACAGGGAUAGCCAGCCCGGCUAGCGUCAUUACCUCCAGUGUCAGAAGUCCCAAAAGCGAGUUCUACUUCGGAGCUGCUCGACAACCAGAGUAUUCACUCCAACAACAAAUUGAGACGGCCGACCUAGAAAGUCCAGUGGACAGAAAAAUUAUCAACAAUAUGAAUUCAUCAAAAAAUAUUACUCCAAAGAAAACAAAGGACAGUAUAUUCGAUUUUAAGAAGAAUAGUACAAUAAUAUCUGAAUCUGAGUUACUGCUGACUUCGAAGGAGCUUUCGACCACGACUGCGUCUUUAUCUGAGUCUGUGACUCCAUCUACCCACACAAAUUCAACCUCCUUCUAUACCAAAAGUAUGAGCGCCACCCAAAAUAGAACGGUAACCACAACUUUGACAGAUAUAGCUGGAAAGCUGCGCACAGGAGUUCCCGCAUGUAGUGAGAAGCUAACGUCUAGAAGAAAACUGUAUACAGCAACUCGGCCCACCGAUCGCACUCGGAGAACCACAGAAAGGUUGCAGACAGCAAAAAAGGUCGAACAGAAGAGAAACAAUCAUGUAGUUGUCUCUUAUGGGGAUAUAAUAACCAACCCAAUGAAUACGCUAAAAUUUCCCAAAAAAGAAAGUACACGAAAGCUUACCGUUACAAAUAUCACGGAGAGUACAAUCAUGUGGGCUCUAAAGGCAAGCUCAGCGCAUAGCUUCAAUGCCAUACCAGCCCAUGGCAUCCUACAUCCAGGAACACAGCAGGAGACUAUCGUUUCUUUAGAUCCGCAGCUUAACCUCUCUCAAACCGGGCGCAGUACCAAGGUUGCCAUUGAUUAUGCAUUCGUAAAAUCUAACGUAAGAUGUUUUGAGAAAAACCUAUUCAACACUUGCGCAAAGAGAAGGCAUAUUCUGCAAGCUGUUCUAUCCUCCUAG
Messenger RNA from Cylicocyclus nassatus, 1329 nucleotides. The record is from the annotation of a GenBank genome assembly. Lineage: Eukaryota; Metazoa; Nematoda; Chromadorea; Rhabditida; Strongylidae.